AUGUCUGAGCCGUCUCUCCCAGACAGAAAGGCUGUCUACCAAGCUCUCCAAGACAUCUUCAAAAACUCAACCAUAAGCAGGCCAAAAGCCAUUCGCAGCCUCAUUCAAAAACACAACGAUGAAGAUCUCAUAGUGCAGCUACUCCAGGAGCACAGUCUCGACGAUGUCACCACUGUCACCAAGAAACUUAUCGACGACCACGUUUUUGAGUCCACCACUACGGGCUGGAUGGCUAGAUCAGGCCUUGAGGGCGGAGCAUGGGACAAGACCAAUGCCUACAGGGAGAAGACUGCGACACUGACUACAGAAACCAUCUGCGGUAAAUGCGCACGCAUAGAUUUUGGUAAAAUCCUUAUUGAGCAAUCAAUUCCGGAAGACGGUACGAUUGUAGCACAUCUUGGACGAAAUGCUGGCAGUUGGGAUACCUCAAAAUGCCCAUUAUGUCGACUCUUCGCGUGGGUGAGGACUCCUCAUCCUCAUAAUCCGGAAUACUUGCCUUCUGUGAGCAAAGACCUUGGCUAUUGUUUGUACGCUAUUCCGGCCCUUAGUUUGUUCAACAAGUUUGUGAAAACGCCGAUUCAGGACCCGGAAAUUGUGAACAAUACGGUUGUUGGGGUGUUUCUGGAGAAGGACGUCGCCGCGGGUCGUGUUUGGGAUGUUAUUCGCGAGGCUAAUCCAGAUUUUAUCUGCAAUAUACGCGAUGAACGUUCAGCGGCACGACUGGCAGUUAAUGGUCGAAUUGUGGACGCCGAUAGGAUGAGCAACACUCUGAUUCAUGACUGGCUCCAGUACUGUCAUGGCAAUCACACGGAUUGUGAUCACAACGUGGCACCCUACCCUUAUGGGCGGCCGGAGGAUGUUCCAAGGUUUCAAGUCAUCGACUGUGAGACCCGGCGAAUAAUCCCACUUCCCCCGGGGCAGCGGUAUGCUGCACUGUCAUAUACUUGGGGCAUGCAGAAACAUCCAGAACAAGUGAUUGACGAGAUGGGGCGUCUCAAACCCGGGAGCCUGCCCGUGGUAGUUGAGGAUGCAUUGACAGUGACCUUGCAAGCAGGACUACAGUAUCUGUGGGUGGACAAAUACUGCAUUGUGCAGGAUGAUGAAGAGAUCAAGAGGAUACAGCUGAGCGCAAUGGACAGAGUGUACAAGUUAUCACACUUUACCAUUUAUGCGGCGGCAGGCCCCGAUGCCUCGUAUGGUCUACCUGGCGUGGGAUCACGCAGCCGCAAGAAGAUGGCGCCGCGUGUUACUUCGAAAGGCAUCGUGUUGACUAAAGUGUCGUUGACAAGAGCACAUUAUUCUCGGCUCAUUACGCAAUCGGAUUGGAUUAAGAGGGCUUGGACGUUCCAGGAGGCCAUCUUCUCUCGAAGGCGUGCCUUUUUCACGGAUAUCGGUGUCUACUUUGAGUGCAAUAGUAUGUGGUGUUCGGAACACAGCGAUGAAGAGCCGUCAAUUCGCCAUCGCCGCUUUGUGCAAAAUCCGACCUUCCCACACAUGAAUGACGACUUGUCAGUCAACAAUAUGGUGCAGUGCAUCGCGCAGUACAGCCAUAGGAAACUCACUUUUGAGAGCGACAAGCUAAACGCUUUUCUGGGAGUUCUCGAACACUUUUCAAAGAUGCCCAAGCCGCUUUAUCAUCUCCAGGGCGUGCCGCUGCUCACAAGCCAAAAGGUUUCAGAGAGGUCUAAUGCCUUGACUGCCCUCAUAAAUGGCUUGAGCUGGGGAACACGGUUGCCGACAAAAAGGCGUGAGGGCUUCCCGAGCUGGUCAUGGACAGGUUGGCAUUUCACAGCCAUAUACUCUCCAGCCAUAAAUACGGGGACUGCUGCCAUGGAUCAAGAGAAGUCUUUGACAGGUUCUUACCAAUCUCGCCAUUUCUAUGUCUGGGCGCAAAAGCUAGAUGGCACAGUGAUUCCUUUCCCUAACGAGGUCUCGGAAUUUGCUGCCUUCCAUGCGGCAUACUCAUUCCGUCUAACGCCGUACAUUCACAUCGAGGCAUGGACUGUGGAUCUCAGGAUCGAGGAUUCGGGUGUACCGUGGGGCCAUCGAGGGAACAAGCCUGCCAUACUUCGGGACAACGACCAGCAUGAGCCGUACUUUGUGCCAUUCGAAGAAACAGAGGGCUACUCGAGGCCAGGCCUUGACGGCGACUUCUUUUGGGCCUUCCCGGUCGAUCGUGGACAGCCUGGUAAGGCUUACAUCCGCCUGGAUUUGACGCUGGAUUCGAGUACCGUCAUGGGAAAGAUUGACCUUGCGGAGAGGCUUGUUACGGAGACGUGGACUGGCAUAAUUCUUCCGACAAUGGACGUCCCGCGUAUCUUAGUGGUUAACUGUAACAAGGGUGUGGCUGAACGAAUAGGUACCAUCUCGCUGGUCCCAGAAGCUUCACGAUGGCGUUCUAGAAGGCCAGGGAUCCACCAUGAGUUGCCACCCGGUGCCCCGAGAGGUAAAAUGUGGGAUGAAAGAGCUGAACUCGGCGCGCAGGUAGGGGCGUACCCCAACAAGGACCUCAAGAUGAGGUUGCUGGACGAGGUUACGGGCAUGUCGGAGGAGCAGAGACGCUCUCAUUGUGCGCCAUGGAGCCAUGUAACGCAAACGUUUUAUUGUGAGCAGGCCAGGAAACGGCAGGGGAUCUGGGUUAGCUAG
Pochonia chlamydosporia 170 is the source of this 2646-nucleotide messenger RNA. Its product is annotated as heterokaryon incompatibility protein (HET) domain-containing protein. Bases 1 to 2646 code for a protein of 881 amino acids. The record is from RefSeq and is a predicted model, not a curated record. The transcript has a single exon. NCBI's taxonomy places the organism in Eukaryota, Fungi, Ascomycota, Sordariomycetes, Hypocreales, Clavicipitaceae.